Molecule: messenger RNA, 3376 nt
Organism: Didymella exigua CBS 183.55
Lineage: Eukaryota; Fungi; Ascomycota; Dothideomycetes; Pleosporales; Didymellaceae
Exons: 3
Coding region: 424-3021 (865 amino acids)
Source: RefSeq, a predicted model, not a curated record
GUUUGGUGCGACCCGGGUGCUAUGCAGAUGGGCUGCAGCUAAGCCAAUAGCUGCCACUGGCGUCAUCCUUCUUCACCGGUGGGCGUGGGGCACCGUGCGAUGCGCUCAAUUGCCAGUUCGAAGCAGUUCUCACUCUUCAUUCUCAGCCGCGUUGGAGUGAUUCUUCUUGCACGCCCUCCCUCGCUCCAUGCUAUACGUCCCUGUCGCGGAUCGCCCCGUCUAUCGUUUCCUGCUGUUCGCCCUGUCUGGCCCGUUUCGAAGUACCGUGAGCCGUCCAUCUUUGCGAUUCUGUCUGUUUAAGGUCCACCAGGCCGAAGAACGAGCCCUAGCGCAUCAUCUUGCUAGGCAACUUAGGAGCUGGAAUCGUAGGGCUUGAGGGUCCUCUGAUCUUGCUCGGGCGCUUAUAGCGGCCCUCUGCGCACCAUGUCCAGUUUCCCUCAGUACUCAUACCCGCCACAACAACAACGAACUUACUACGAGCCGUCCGCGUUUGAGCUUGCCCAAAAUGUCGCCCAUCGCUCCAAGACACCCACGGAGUCCAUGAUUAAUCACACCGGACUAUCUCCUGGCGGUUACUCUCCUGGUCCACUCAUCGCUACGCCACCGCCAUUGAGCCGCGUUCCUUCACAGCAACCAGUACCGUCACAAGAACAGUUACCGGAUCAGACCUAUUGGGAUAAUGGCAGCAUUUCGAAUUCGCCAACAUCCGUGAGGACACCGGAUAACGAUUCGUUUGAGGUCGAGAUGCUUGACAACCCCGACAUGCGCAGCUUCUAUCAACAGGACUCCAACAUUAUGUCAACACAGGCCUUACAUAACAACGUCCAGGCUGUCGACUCAACUAUGUUCUUCAGUGACCAAGCACUUCAUGAUGCGUUCAACAGUACGCUGGCGCAGCAGCAGCAGUUGCAGUCACAGUUCAAUGUGCAAAGCUUGCAGCAUCAGUAUAUGAUGGCAGCUCAACCGCAACAUACGUUGUUUAGUCCAAACUACACAACUCAAUUGCAGACACACGCUCAGCAACAGCAGCAAGAUCCGUGGAAUGGCCAGGCGACUCCACGAUUCGGAGGGGUGCCUCGAACAGGGCAUGCCAUGCUUGAUCCCGUCUCCGAUCCUACCCUGUACACGCACUUUCUCAACAACAACGCUGUCAACUCCUGGACCGAGAACUUCACGGACCCGAACUUUUUAGUCUCACCAAGUGAGCCCAUGAAUCCUCCUCAAGACAUGAUGUUUGGCUUUACUGCACAAGAUAUGGCCCAUCGACAACAGCACCGUGGGUCGCAAGGAUCGUACCCUCAUAGCCCUGUCGACUUGUGCUUCAACGGAGCACUGCAGUCAGCGGAACAGCCAACAUUCGUCAACUACGAUGCAUCAUCCGCUCUUAUCACGGACAACUACAUCGUGCCCAAUCAGAACCAAUUCGUUCCGCCGUCGCCGUCCACCUCAUCAGUCGGACAGUACUCGCAAUCGUUCUACCAGCCCAUCCCCAGCUCGGGCAGCUCUGAUGGCAAACACUCGUAUCAGCAGGCGGAUUUUGAGAUGCUUGAUACAUUGCCGGCCCAUCAUUCGAACGCCACCAUGUUUUCGCAAGGGAGCGCGUCGCCUGGCCAGCCAAUUCCCGAGAUAUCUUUCGAUGCUUCCCCCGAGCCGGAGCAAUUGAGGCGAGAAUCGACUUUCAGAGCCAUGGGCAAGUCAGGAGGGCGCGCGCUCGGUACGCACCUGGAUCCCAGGGUCGCAAAGUCGGCACACGACAUGCGUAAGAUCGUGGCAUGUUGGCAUUGUGUGCUUCAAAGAGACAAGUGUGGGCCCGGAGAUACCUGCGAGAGGUGCCUGAAACGAUCCCAGCGCCCCAACGCUGAUUGUGGUUUGGGUUGCUCGCGUGUCAAGCUCAUCGACUUGGCCGCAGCCUUCAUCCCACACCUUGUCUCGCAGAUGCAUGAAGAUCAAUUCCUCACACAAUACGUCUCCCAACACAUCUACCAAUGGAACAGCUUAGAACUCACAGUCAUGAUGACUUGUGGCCAGGACAAAAUGCCGCGUAUCCCAGUCAAGGUCUACGAAUUCGUUCCCAAAGGAGACGCACUCACCCAGCAAAUUCAAUAUCGAACAGAUCCUGGGUCGAACAAGCGCAUGAUGCAUCGAAAGCAAAGUCCACCACUGGGUAUGGUUCACAUCGACUACAACGAAGAGAAGAAGUACGAGAAGUACGUCAGUGAUAUUGCUGACAAUCAUUUGGACGCCUUCGGUGAACUCUGCUGGAUGGAAGAUGACAACGACUUCCAACAGAAGCUCUUCAAAUUGAUGACGAGAGUCAAACCGAAGAACGAGGAUGAGGUGAAGCUGUUCCGCGACAUUAAUCGCCUCAUCAUUGUCACCUUCAUCAUGUCCCAUACCCUCACCAUCGCACCCGAGACGAAGUACGCUACGCUUUCACGUAUGCACUCGUUCAAUGGUCGCAACGAAUCUUAUGCGUCGCCACGCAUGACGAACCGCCAACUCAAGUACUUCUUCUCACGAGUGCAGCGGACGAUCCAGAACAAACUUCUGAACAAACUCCAGCAGGUUUUCAAGUCUUCCAAGGGCUGCGACAAGUGGUUGGCAGCAUUCAUGACCAUCGUUGGCAUGUGCAUGGCGCUCGAGGAUCAGCAGAAGACGAUUCACCUUGUGCAAACUACCAAGACGCAGACAGAAGGACUCGACAAUCGAGAUGCACAAGCCCUUGCAGACCACGCUAACAGAGAGAUCGACGAACAGGCGCAUUUUAUCCAGCAAAUCUUUAGAUGGAAGUACAACCGCAAGCACAACCCUCUGCUCAAUGCGGAUCAUGAUUGGGAGAAAGAGGCCGGCUUCGGUGACGCAUCAAGCGUGAGCUUUGUGCGUCAAGUCGCACAAUUGGUCAAAGAAAACACCGAUUAUCUGCAGCAACGACUAGCUGUCAGUAUCUCGUCUGACAACCAGACGAGGUACUCGUCCCGUCUUGUCAGCAAGUUCUUGAUGUCCUUCUGGAUGCCGCAAUAAUCGUGUUGCUCUACUCAGCGUCACCUCUUCUCAGCCCUCAACACGGGCACUCUUCUUUUAACUCAAUCGUGUGUUCGGCAUGGUUGUACGAUUUCUUCGUCCGCUCUUACGUUAUGUCUCACGGCCGACAUCACAUACCAAAAAUACGUUUGUUUUAGGCUGACGACUUACGACUGAACAUGUCACGACCUCAUGUCAUCUGGUGUUCUCGAGAUUUGGUUCAUCUCACUUUGCGGUCUGUAGUCUUUGGCGGUAAUACCCUACAUUUCUAAGAUGCCAGCCCUUACGGCCGCAGCAUUGGCCAACAUAGCGUAGCGUCCAGCAUCACUUCGAUAUUAAUACCGUUUCAACAAAU